GUGCAGGCUUCGAUACACAUCGGUCCCAGCGCGAGUCGAAAACAAUAUCAGAGUUACUACGUGCGUGAUGCUUGUGGUGUGAGCUCUUUAAGUGAUUUUAAUUUAAAAAAAAAAACAUAUCUUCAAUUAUCAGUGAUAACGUUUGACGACAUCGAAAUUAUCUGCCACAAUGCAGUGGACUCUGAUAUUAACGAUCUCAUUAUCCGUUAUAUCUUUGACGACAAGCCAAACAAACAACAUUUUCGACUUCUGGACAGACCUGUUUCGCCCUUUACCUCAUGCUAAGAAGGAAGGGUUCGUCCCAGACUAUACCCCUAAAAACAAUCAAAAGUUUGAUUUCAUUAUUGUUGGAGCCGGUUCCGCUGGAUGUGUUUUAGCAAACAGGUUAUCAGAAAUUUCUGAUUGGAAUGUCCUCCUGUUAGAAGCUGGAGGUAAUGAAAACUUUUUUUCCGAUAUUCCAAUAUUUGCACCCUUUAUUUCAAUUACACCUAUGAACUGGGAUUAUAGUUCAGAACCAGAGAAAAGAGCUUGUAAAGAUUUAAGGGGAAAUGUAUGCUAUAUGCCACGUGGAAAAGUGCUUGGGGGGAGUAGUGUUCUUAAUUUUCUUAUAUAUCAACGUGGUCAUCCUGAAGAUUAUGAUGAUUGGGAGGAUAUGGGUAACGAAGGCUGGAGCUACAAGGAUGUUUUGCCUUAUUUCAAAAAAUCUGAAAACAUCAGAAUUCCGGAACUGUACAAUUCAAGCUUUCAUGGCAUAGGUGGUUAUUUGGACAUAGAUUACGCGUCCUAUUCAUCACCAUUGGAAACUGCAUUUAAAGACGCAGGACAAGAGCUUGGUUACACGUGGAAUGAUCCAAACGGUGAAAAUUUAAUUGGCUUCUCAAAGCCACAGGCAACAAUCAGAAAUGGACGACGGUGUAGUUCUUCUAAAGCAUUUCUGGAACCAAUUAGAUACCGAAAAAAUUUGAAAGUGUCAAAGUAUUCCACUGCUAAAAAAUUGUUGAUAGAUCCACUAUCGAAAAUUGCAUAUGGAGUUGAAUUCACUAAAAAAAGCAAAAGACUACGGGUGUAUGCCCGGAACGAAAUCAUAUUAGCCGCAGGAACAGUUGGUUCUGCCCAGUUGUUAAUGUUAUCCGGCAUUGGACCAGCAGAUCACCUGAAUGAGAUAGGAAUUGAACAUAUAAUAAAUCUUCCUGUAGGAUACAACCUGCAAGAUCAUGUUACGUUUUCCGGGAAUGCAUUCAUUGUAAAUGAAACUGGACUCUGCGUCAGUGACAUGAUAGCAGCUUCACCAAUGUCUGCAGCUGCAUACCUAGCAGGACACGGGCCUUUAACAAUACCCGGCGGAGCUGCAGGAUUGGCAUUUUCCCACACCAAAUACUCUAAUGAUCUAAGCGAUUCACGACCUGAUAUAGAAAUAGUGAUGGGAGCCGGUUCUUUAGCUGGUGACUUCCUGGGAAUAAUUAGAUCUCUUCUCGGUGUGACGGACGAAUUUUAUCUGAAGGUAUAUGGAUCUUUACCAAUACAAAAGCGACAACAAUCGUUUGCACUAAACCCAGUCCUCAUACGUCCUCGGAGCAUCGGUCGCUUGACCCUCAGAAGCUCAAACUUUGAUGAGCACCCAAAAAUUCAACCGAAUUAUUUUGAUAAUUCUAAUGAUAUGAAAAUAAUAAUAGAAGGAGUACGAUUGGCACAAAAAAUUAUCAACACGAAGUCAUUUCAAAAAUACGACACGAAACUACAUGAUGUGCCAUUCCCUGGCUGCGAGGACCUGGUGUUUGACUCUGAUGAAUACUGGGAAUGUGCAAUUACGCAGACAUCGAUUACUCUUGAUCAUCAAGUAGGCACUUGCAAAAUGGGCCCUGCAGAUGACCCAACCGCUGUUGUUUCUCCACGGUUACAAGUCCAUGGUGCUAAAGGUUUAAGAAUAGCAGAUGCAUCUAUUAUGCCAAGGAUUCCUGCUUCUCACACUCAUGCACCUGUUGUAAUGAUUGCAGAAAAAGCAGCAGAUAUGAUCAAGGAAGAUUGGGAUAAACCUAUUUUUAAGAUUUCCUAAGAUAUAUUAUACUUACCACUAAAAUUAAUGUGAAAUUCGAAUUAAGUGUGCAGUUCCAACUUAGCCAAUUCUUUAAGUAUUGUUAAAUGUGGCAAUAUUUAAGUACCUCCCUAUAGCAUAAAAAUAGCAAAUAUAAGCGUAAUGUAAGGAAAGGAUAGAUAACCUUUUUAUGGGAAUAAUAGAAAAAUCGAUCAAAUGACUAAAUUAACCGAAAUCUUAAAAAAAAGCUUAAAACAUCCUUACGUGGGCGUUAAUUGCCUACGAAUUCUGAACGCCUGCGGUCCGGCGUGGGACAAGUUGGUGUCAGUCGCUACGCUAGCGCUCGGUUAAGAAUUAUUUAGACUUGAAAGAGCGAAAUCUCAAGUCAAUUUCCUAAUUUGCAAAUAUUGGGGUUGAGUAGGUUAUCAACUGUAAAGUAGAUGCUGUAGAUGGAGCCACAACCUGGGAGUUGAACAAGAUAUACCAAGAAUAAUUAACCAUGCCAGACUCGAACGGUUGACUCAGUUGGUAGGAGCGCUCGGACGGAACCCGAGAGGUCGCGGGUUCGAGGCCCACGUCGUUCAUAAAUCUUUAAUACAUAUUAAUUUUCAUUAUAUUUCUUGCUAGAAACUGUCCCCAAUAGCCUCAUGCCGCGAACCUUUCAUCGCAUCCAUAAAAAAUCUAAAUGAAAAGGUAAUAGAAGUGUUAUUAGUGAUAGUUCCUCGCAGGACGCCUGUCGGCAUUAUAAUAUACUAUGUUUGCUUGCAACGUUUCGCGGCUUGUGCAGAAAUGGUGAGGAAAAUAAGGGCAAAACGAAUAGAUAAAUUAAGAAUCUCAUAUAAAAAAUGAUAGUAUUUUCAUUGGUAUAGUCGUAAAUAGUGGAAUUUACUGCGAUCAAAAAUAAUGAAAUAUAGCAAAUGAUACUAAAUCACUACUUACUAGCUAGAGAUCUGUGAAGCGACAUGUUUAUCGUGGCUAUGUCAAUUUUAGUACCAUCUUACGCCCUUAUUCAUAAUAGUCUGCUUAAUUUAAAGCAUUGCUGAUUCUCACUCUGUCUUCUUCUAUUGACCUAAGUCAGAAUGAGAAAAACACUCCUUAGCGGCUGUUUAAAGUUAGCGGACCAUUAUGAAUAAGAGGGAUAAUCUUCAAAAUUCUAUUCAUAUAGAGCUUAUAGUGGAAGUCUACUGUCAGUGUAAUUGUCCGUAGACAUGAGUAUGUAGGUAUUGCUAAAAUACGUGCUUAAACAAAUAUACCUAAUUAUUCACACGAUGUUUGGAUAUCAUAUGGAUUCAAAUGGUUAUUGUUAUUGGAAAUUAACAAUCCCAGUCAAAUAAGAGUCCCGUUAAUCCUACAAGGCUAUAUAAAUUUUAUUGUAAGAUAUAAAACAUAUUUUUGUUUUUGCAUCUAGUCAUGAUUUUAAAUAAAGAAAAUAAAUAA
Leptidea sinapis is the source of this 3469-nucleotide messenger RNA. RefSeq names its product glucose dehydrogenase [FAD, quinone]-like. The record is from RefSeq and is a predicted model, not a curated record. The coding region runs from base 170 to 2053 and encodes 627 amino acids. Gene Ontology annotation, molecular function: flavin adenine dinucleotide binding; oxidoreductase activity, acting on CH-OH group of donors. The transcript has 7 exons. Lineage: Eukaryota; Metazoa; Arthropoda; Insecta; Lepidoptera; Pieridae.